AUGGAAUACACAGAGAUGUUGAGGGCUGCAGUAGAAGCCAAUGAAUUAAUCAUGCUAACUGCCGAGUUACCCCAGAAUGGACAAGCCAGAGGUAGUCAGUCUAUUUCCUUUCCUUUCCUUCCCUUUACCUCGAUGAAGUACGAGUUCAAACGGUGUUUUGACGCUAACCAAUCUCCGCAUCACACUGGUCACUUAUCAGAUGAACCUCUUGCUCGACUGAUCGAAUCAACAAAAGGUGGAAUUGAACACUGCAAGCGCUUCACAUGGAAGAGGCUUGGAUUCUAUUAUCCAAAACCAGAUUGGACAAUUGAUACUUACGAGACACUUCUAAAGGACUUCAAGGCUAAUAAAAACCAUACUAAGGGUCUUCACUUUUGUCUUGACUCUUUAACAAGAUCUCCAAAUCAAGCUUCUUCAGCCAGGUUGAUGGAAUUAGCUAUGGAGGUUAUUAAAAUCAGUCAUAGUACUCAAAUCGACGAGCUUGCUAUUGGAAUCAACCUACCCACUGUUUAUAAUGAAAGCGCUCCAAAUCCUUCGAGCGUUUUAUUCUCGAUGAUGGGAAAGAUACCUAGUUUUCAAAACCUCACUACUUUCAUCUUCGUCAGUGACUGCAAGGUUCCAUUCUCAGAAUCAUUUAUGGCUUGGAUCAUUAGUCAGUUACCCAACCUGCGAUAUCUGAGUCUUUGUAUACGUGAUGGAUUCGAGGAACAAGGGAUGUAUGGUCCAAAAGCUGACCUAGGUGAAGCUCUCGCUUCACGAACAAAGCUCGUAUCUUUAGAUCUAAAAUUUUCAGCUUUACCUAAACCAGAAUGGCUCGAGUUAUUUUGGAGACCUCAACUAGAAGGUCUAUCAAUUGAACUAGGUGGAACUCAUCAGCACACUACACCAACUGUCCUUGGUUUUUGUCACCUUUUUUGCAACAGCUUAGGUCGACUCGGUAUCACAGGUUCACCUGCGCAACUGAGUGAAGAAGAAAAAUUAUUAGGACACCAGUUCAUGUCACUCAAAUCGCUUACCAUUCAAGAAACAGACUCAGACACAUCCUAUCUAUCUGUCUUCUCUCUAUGUCCCUCAAUAGAGUUUUUAACUUGGUUAGCCGAUCCAAGCUUAGCUGAAAACCUUUGGUUCAAAUUUAAACAAGAGUAUUGCCCAAAUGCAAAAAGGUGGAAAAAGUUAGAAUGUAUUGCAAUUCCAGAGAACUAUAACACAAAUCCAACUGGUGUUUUAUGGUGUAAGGAUCUUGAAAAUUAUUUAUAUAGGAAAUCAGUUCAUUUGGCAUUUACCGAUAAGGUCUUAAAACCCAAUAGUUAUGUAGAAGCUAUGACGGAUUUAAAUUCAACAAUUUAUUACGAUCCUCCUUAUGCUCAUCUCUGA
Melampsora larici-populina 98AG31 is the source of this 1374-nucleotide messenger RNA. RefSeq lists its product as uncharacterized. Lineage: Eukaryota; Fungi; Basidiomycota; Pucciniomycetes; Pucciniales; Melampsoraceae. The record is from RefSeq and is a predicted model, not a curated record. The coding region runs from base 1 to 1374 and encodes 457 amino acids. The transcript has 2 exons.